Anguilla anguilla (European eel) is the source of this 7077-nucleotide messenger RNA. It is a transcript of the gene sbf2, whose product is annotated as SET binding factor 2. The transcript is spliced from 43 exons. NCBI's taxonomy places the organism in Eukaryota, Metazoa, Chordata, Actinopteri, Anguilliformes, Anguillidae. The record is from RefSeq and is a predicted model, not a curated record. The coding region runs from base 145 to 5850 and encodes 1901 amino acids.
CGCACGCAGGCGCAGUGCAAUCUCUUGUGUCAAACAUGGCUGUACCUUUGGAGAGAGAAAAAUGCUGAAUAGCCUUGGUAAAUUUCGCAAAGGGACCAAACAUGGCGAGACUGGCUGAUUAUUUGAUUAUCGUGGGAUACGAUCAUGAAAAAGCCGUAUCAGGAGAGGGGUGUGGGAGGAUCAUUCAGCGUUUCCCUGAGGUGGACUGGGAUGGGACAGCCUUGCCCCAGGGCCUGGAGAUGCCCUUACCUAGCAGAUGCUACCGACUCCCCACAGAAGGUUUUAAAGUUCUGUCAGCCGACAGGUUGGAGGCUGUCCCGGGAGAGGAGGCAGCCCACCUUCUUCACCGUGGUGCUGACCGACAUCGACUCCAACCGCCACUACUGCUCCUGCCUUACCUUCUUCGAAGCUGAGGUCAACCUACAGGGAUCGAGGACUACAGGGGCAAUUGCGGAUGAAGAGGAGGAAGAGGAGGGGAAUGGGCUGAUCCAUCCUGCUGAAGUGUUUGCACCUAAAAGCAUUAUUAUGGUGUCCCGGCUCGAUUUCCCAGAAAUAUUUCGGGGCUGCCUGGGUCUAAUCUACACAGUGUACAUCGACAGCCUGAAUUUCCCUCUGGAGACUCUGGUGGCCAACCUCCUAACUUGCCUCGUGCCACUGUCUGGGGGGUCCCAGAAGCUUUUCUCGCUGGGGGCGGGCGACCGGCAGCUGAUCCAGACCCCCCUGAAUGACAACCUGCCCGUCACGAGGAAGAGCGUGGCACUCCUCUUCCAGCAGCUGGGAAUCCAGAACGUGCUCAGCUUAUUCUGUGCAGUUCUGACAGAACACAAGGUGUUAUUCCAUUCUAGCAGCUACCAGCGCCUUGGAGAGGCCAGCCGCGCCCUCGAGUCCCUCAUGUUCCCUCUUAAAUACAGUUACCCCUACAUUCCCAUCCUGCCCUCACGGUUGCUGGAAGUCCUGAGUUCCCCAACUCCCUUCAUUAUUGGAGUGCACUCUGUGUUCCAGGACGAGAUCCAGGAACUGCUUGAUGUCAUCAUUGCUGAUCUGGAUGGAGGGACAAUAAAGAUCCCAGAGUGCAUCCACCUUUCCCACCUGCCAGAACCAUUACUGCACCAGACCCAGACAGCACUUUCUAUGGUCCUGCAUCCAGAUCUUGAACUUGCGGAUAAUGCUUUCCCACCACCCCGCUCUGCUUCAUCCAACCUCAAGCAGCUCGAUAAGGAGGUGCGGGCUGUGUUCCUGCGCUUGUUUGCACAGCUCUUCCAGGGGUACCGGUCCUGCCUGCAGCUGAUACGUAUCCACGCCGAACCCGUCAUUCACUUUCACAAGACCGCCUUCCUGGGCCAGCGAGGCCUGAUCGAGAGCGACUUCCUCACCAAGGUGCUGGACGGCAUGGCGUUCGCUGGAUUCGUGUCCGAGAGGGGCCCCCCCUACAGGGCCUGUGAUCUUUUUGACGAGUUGGUGGCGUUUGAUGUGGAGCGGUUUAAAGAGGAGGAGGAGAACCCAGCCAAGUUACAGAAGCACAUCCGGGAGAUUGCCGAGCAGCUGUACAAGAACGAGAACCCAAACCCCCACAUGGCAUUCCAGAAGGUUCCUCAGCCCUCGGAGGGGUCCCAUCUGCGGACGCACGUGAUUCCCUUCCCCCUGCUGGACGAGGUCCGCGUGGCCGCCCUGCUGAAAGAGGGCCUGGCCAAACACCACGGCGCCCCCACCGGCACCCGCGCCCAGAGGAAGUGCGUGGUGCCCGCCGGCCCGCCCGUGGUGUCGAUCCAGGGCAGGCCCGGCACGGUGUUCAACAGCGCCCGCCGGCUGGAGGUGGUCAGGAGCUGCAUCUCCUUCAUUUUCGACAACAAAACCCUGGAGACCGAGAAGACUCUCCCUGCAGCUCUGCGGGCUCUGAAGGGCAGGGCAGCUCGGCAGUGUCUGGUGCAGGAGCUCCAGCAGCACGUGAAGCAGAACCGAGCCAUCCUGGACCACCAGCAGUUUGACCACAUCGUCCGCAUGAUGAACUGUGCCCUGCAGGACUGCUCUAGCUCAGAAGAAUACACCGUUGCCGCGGCGCUGCUACCCCUGACGACAGUGUUUUGCCGGAAACUCGCACCGGGAGUCAACCAGUUUGCCUACACCUGCGUCCAGGACCACCCCAUCUGGGCCAACCAGCAGUUCUGGGAGGCCACGUUCUACAGUGAGGUCCAGACCCAGAUCAGAGCACUUUACCUCAGCACACCAGAGGACAAGCCACAGAUCACAGCUGGACCAAAGGAACGCGGUCCCUCGCCCCCCGCACCCCCGUCGGACUCGGAGCGCACGGCCAUGGACCUGGGGGCGGAGCAGCUGCGGGCGUGGCCCUGCCUGGGCAAGGAGCGGCAGCAGGAGCUGGUGAACGGCGAGGAGAGCACGGUGUUCAGCCAGGCCAUCCACCACGCCAGCCUCAUGGUCUACCUGCUGGUGCCCCUGGACGGCAGCAAGAGCAAGCUGCUCCGCCCCCCGCCCACCGCCGACUGGGAGAGCGGCAGCAACAGCAUCGUCACCAACAGUAUGGCAGGCAGCGUGGCCGAGAGCUUCGACACGGAGAGCGGCUUCGAGGACUCCGAGAACAGCGACGUGGCCAACUCAGUGGUCCGCUUCAUCGCGCGCUUUAUCGACAAGGUGUGCACUGAGAGCGGGGUCACCCAGGAUCAUAUCAAGAACCUGCACAGCAUGAUCCCAGGCAUUGUGGCCAUGCAGAUGGAGGCACUAGAGGCAGUGCACAGAGAGAGCAUGACUCUCCCUCCCAUUCAGAAGCCCAGGAUCCUGCGGCCGACCCUGCUCCCGGGGGAGGAGUUUGUUUCGGAGGGCCUGCGCGUGGUCCUGGACCCCGACGGCCGGGAAGAGGCCACGGGGGGCCUGCUGGGGGGGCCCCACCUCCUGCCAGCAGAGGGCGCCCUCUUCCUCACCACCUACCGCAUCAUCUUCAAGGGCACUCCUCAUGACCCCUUAGUGGGAGAGCAGGAAGUCAUCCGCUGCUUCCCAGUCUCCACGCUGACCAAGGAGAAGAAGAUCAACAUCCAGAACCAGCUGCAGCAGGGCCUGCAGGAGGGCCUACAGAUGAGAUCUGCAUCCUUCCAGCUCAUCAAAGUGGCCUUCGAUGAAGAGGUGAGCUCUGAGACGGUGGAGAUCUUCAAGAAGCACCUUCAGAGGACCCGCUACCCCGCGUCCAUCUUCAGCGGGUUCGCCUUCGCCGUGGGACAGAUAGUCCCCACGCUCGCCCUUCCCAAGCACAAGGAGAGGAACACGGGCCUCCGCACGCUUUCAAAGACCAUCGUCAGAGGGGCAAAGAAGGCGGGGAAGAUAACGAUCGGGCGCCAGUACACCUCAAAGAAAAACGAGAAGGGGAAUCGUGCCACCUGGCACGAGGACGACGACAUCUCAGUUUCAGACGAAGGGGAGCUCCCCCCCAGCCCCACCCUCAAGACCUCGGAGAAGUCCACCAUGGAGCAGCUUGUCGAGCGGGCCUGUUUCCGUGACUACCAGCGGAUGGGCCUGGGCACCAUCUCCGCCAGCUCCUCGCGGUCCAAGACCGGCGACAAGUUCCGCAUCACCGCCGUCAACCGGAUGUACUCCCUCUGCCGCAGUUACCCGGGCCUGCUGGUGGUGCCGCAGGCGGUUCAGGACGGCAGCCUGCAGAAGGUGGCGCGGUGCUACCGGCACAACCGCCUGCCCGUGGUGUGCUGGAAGCACGGCCGCACCAAGGCCAUGCUGCUCCGGUCCGGAGGCUUCCACAGCAAGAGCGUGGUGGGGCUGUUCAAGUCCCAGAGCCCCACCUCCCCAGCUCCCGUGUCGUCCUCAGAGUUGUCCAGCAGCCUGGAACAUGAGAAGUACCUGCAGGCCAUCCUGAGUGCCGUUCCUGUCUACUUCAAAACGAGCCGAAACGACACCCUCACCAACCGCUCGCUCAUCGGCCUGUCCCCAGGUAGUGAAAGGCGGAUGACGAGGAUACCGAAGGUGACCCCGGUCCACCUGGACGUGCCCUUCUCCAACAGCUUCGCCAGAGGAGUCCUGGGUUACAGGGAUAAGCUAUUCACUCAUUCACACCAAAAGCCUGCAUCUAAGGGAAGACCCCAAAAUCAAGGUGUAUGGGCGAGCCUUCGCUCCAGUAGCCGUUUCAACCAUAACCCUGCUAUUGUGGAGGUGGGAGCCAGGCUGGCUGGGAAGGAUCCACCGCCUCCUGCAGACGGCGAGCACCUGCAGGCCAAGCUGCUCAAGCAGCAGGCCGCCUUCUACAUCUUCGGAGAGAAGUCGCACCUCAGGGGCUUCAAGCUGGACGUGUCUAUGAACUGCGAACUGGUGUCGGUGGAAUUCGCCGACGCUCGGCAGGUGAAAGGCGCGUUCAAGAAGCUUCUGCGGGCGUGCGUGCCCAGCUCCACCCCUUCCGAUACCGAGGACUCCUUCCUCAAGGCCAUGGAGGAGUCUGAAUGGAUCACUCAGCUUCAUAAGAUCCUGCAGCUGGCCGUGAUCCUGGCCGGGCUGCUGGAUGGUGGAUCCUCAGUGAUGCUGAGUCUGGAGGAUGGAUGGGACAUCACUACACAGGUGGUGUCUUUGGUGCAGCUGCUGAGCGACCCCUUCUACAGGACCCUGGAGGGCUUCCAGGUGCUGCUGGAGAAGGAGUGGCUGUCCUUCGGCCACAAGUUCAGCCAGCGCAGCGCCCUGACGCCCAGCAGCCAGGGCAGCGGCUUCACGCCCAUCUUCCUGCAGUUCCUGGACUGCGUGCACCAGUUACACAACCAGUACCCUCUGGAGUUUGAGUUCAAUCAAUAUUACCUGAAGUUCUUGGCCUACCAAUAUGUGUCAAACCGUUUCAAGAACUUUCUCCUGGACUCCGACUAUGAACGCCUUGAACAUGGGACAUUGUUUGAGGACAAGGGAGACAAGCAGGCCAAGAGAGGGAUCUGCAUCUGGGAAUUCAUCAACAGGAUACAUAAGAGAAGCCCCCUGUUCUUUAACUACCUGUACAGCCCCUCUGAGUCAGAGCCAGUGCUGAAGCCCUGCAUCGGCAUCCCCAGCCUGAGCAGAUGGGACUACUUCUGCGGGGAGACGCUGUCCACCGGGCCCUCCUACGACUGGAGGCUGAUCGCAGGCAGGCCGGACGGCGCUGAGGAGGGGGCCGCCAUCGCCUCCAAAAAGAGGAGGAUCAUCUGGCCCUGCUACAGCAGUGUGGGCCACGCCCAGCCCGAUGCCAUCACCAAGCUCCUGUCCGACAUCGAGCGGCUGGAGACUGAGCUGAACCAGUGGCCUGAGCAGUGGCAGGUGACUCUGGAGAGGGUGAAAGCCAGUAUAAAGGAAGAUCUGAAGCAAGAGAGCAGUCUCCGGAAGCAGUCUGUGGCCCUCUCUGGCCUGAGCCCCUCCCCCAGCCUGCAGUCAUUCCAGCGGCACUCCAUGCUGCACCUACCCGACAGCACCCUGAGCCAGAGCCACACCCCCAACGCCACCAACGGGGUCAAUCGGAGGGCUGCCACACUCUACAACCAGUUCACCCCCAAGAACGAGGAGAACAGGUCAUAUGAGGGAGUCCUGUUCAAGCGGGGAGCUUUGCUGAAAGGGUGGAAGCCUCGGUGGUUUGUUUUGGACGUUACCAAACACCAAAUGAGGUAUUACGAUACGGGCGAAGACACCACCUGCAGAGGCCACAUCGAUCUGGCGGAGGUGGAGUCUGUCCUUUCUGCCACGCCCACCAUGGGGGCCCCCAAACACAUCAGCGAGAAGGCCUUCUUCGAUCUCAAGACAACCAAGCGCACGUACAACUUCUGUGCUCCAGACGCUCAGAGUGCCCAGCAGUGGCUGGACAGGAUCCAGAGCUGCAUCUCAGAUGCCUGACCGUGCACGGCCUGCAGUUCAGGUGUGAUCGGAAGAGAGCAUGUAGGCCGGGCGUGGCAGUGUCUGAAAACUCUUCUGACCUCCAAGGACCAGGAACUCCGCCCUCUACAGGGAGCGUGAGCACGUAUUGCACUAACUACAAAGAGUAGCUUAUCCAAUUUAAAAAUGCAAAUGAGCAAACUGGAGUAGCACUGGACAUUAACUGUGGGUCAAAUGUACAAAAAUGUAUUUUUGAAAAACACACAAUUCAAGAAACCUAAUUUAGAUGUUUUAGUAAAAAGAAAUCAUACUGCUGCUUGAAUGUGAACCAAAAAAAGGCCCGAAAUCUUACUAUGAAUGCACUAAAAUGCACUUAACCCUGCAAUAUGCAUUCUAUAGAUAUUAGGUUUAAUAACUAAGAAAAUACCAGCAACACAUUUGUUUAUGUAAGUGUUAUGUUCUUAUCAGCUGUUUCUACAUUUAAAUAGUGGAGAGAAGUCUUUGCACACUAAAGUUUGGAAUAUGUUCUGACAUUUUGUAUUUGCAUUACAGUAACUGAUUUUGUUGGGUUUUCUGUUUUGUUAUUUGUGAAUUCACUUACAUUUCUUUCUCAUUCCCUGUGUUGUAAAUUAAAAUAUGUAUUAAAAAACAUCUGUUGUACUUGGCCGAGAGCAGAAUAUUGUUACAUAUGUACAUUUUCCACAGUGGCAUUUUAUACUUUUUAUACAUUUGUAUCCGACAGGUUGUUGUUUAAUUUUAACUGAACAGAAACACUUACAGCUUUGCCGUAAAAAAAAAAAAAGUUUUCAGUGUGGUUUUAUGUUUAUAUCAACAAUAUUUUCUGUUGACACAUUAAUAUUGAGUCUUUAUAUUUAGUGUGCCAGGAAGCACACAGCUUUUCCAAUUCCUUUUUCAUUCCAUGACUUGUUCUUAAGGGCCAGUAGGUUAAUAGGAACAGUAACCGGUUUAUUUUAAUAACUGUUUAAUGUGGUUUGAGGGAAAAAACUGACUCCAAGAAUGUUGUUAACUCACUGUCUAUGCAUUGUGUUUUGACACUAACUGCGACACUAAUUUUCCCAAAGUGAACUUGUAGUACUUGAAUGUGCCGUUCCACCCUGUGAAAUGACUGCAGAAAAGCUGUCUUUGAGGGAAAAAAAACUUAUUAAAUCAGUUUGUGUGGAUCUCUCUUGGUUUUAUUCUGUGGUGAUUCUGUGCUACAGAGACAAUAAAUAAAGCAUCAUACUGAGG